CAUCACGUACAGUGAUAGAUCACAGAUGAUGGCUCAUGUGUUUAAAGCUUGCUCUCGGACAAAGCAUUAGAAAAUUCCAACAUCCAUCCUCUCUCUUGCACACAACUGUGGGACUCUCUCUCUCUCGGUUGCUUUAUAUAUCAAGACCAGUCUGCUCACGGAUUUCCUACACAAACAUUUGAUUUCGCCGCUCAAAGCGCUCUCUCUCUCUCUCUCUCUCUCUCUCUCUCUCUCUCUCUCUCUGGUGCUCUGCCUAAAGCUUGUCGCUUGUGCUCUCUCUCGAGUGCGCAAAUCAGAAACUGGGGUUUGCUUUGUUCAGUGCAUGCAUGGAUCCUUCAAGUGGAACAAACCAGGAAAUGGGAGCUCAUUCAUUGGAGAGCAUGUUGAUAUGCCCUAAAACACAGCAAGAUCAGAGGAAGCCAAGGCCUCAGCCAGAAGAGGCACUCAAGUGCCCAAGGUGCGAGUCCACCAACACCAAGUUCUGCUACUACAACAACUACAGUCUCUCGCAGCCCAGGUAUUUUUGCAAGUCCUGUCGAAGGUAUUGGACCAAAGGAGGGACCCUGAGGAAUGUUCCUGUCGGUGGAGGAUGCAGGAAGAACCGUAGGACCUCGUCCUCAUCAUCAUCAUCCAGAAGAGCCCAAGACCAAGGAGGACUAAUCUCAGCGUUGAUCAACAACAACGAUAACAACACCACAAACCCAUUUACAACCUUGCACUCUCUAACUUAUGAUCAGUCCAGUGAUCCCAUGUCCCUUCCAUUCCUUGGUCUUCACAGGUUCCCAUUCAGUGGCCAGCUUGGGCCUCAUGAACCGAGCCAUGAUAUCCUCUCCUAUGCCAACAGAUCAAAGAACGGCCAUGAUGACAUGAAUGGAGGCUUUCUUGAUUCCCUGAAGCACGGGUUUGGCUUGCUUGAGAACACCCAGAAUAAUGAUAACGACAGCCAUCAUCGUCAGAAUCUGUAUUAUGGGUAUGGAUCAGAUGUGAUGAACAAAAACAUGGGAGAUCCAGUGGACAGUGGUGGUGCUCCAUCAUCAUGUGAUCAUGAAAUGAUGAGCCCUGCCGGUUCUGCAAAUGAAGCUCUUGGAGCAACAUCGAUGAAGCAAGAGCUGUUUUGUCCUGAUAGAGAAGGCGCAAAUAGGUUUUCGUGGGGGAGUCCGUGGCAGAUUCAUGGAGAUCAAUAUCACGGGAAUGGUGUAAUGGGUGACGUUAAUUCAGGGAGGGGAAGUUGGAAUGGUCUUGGUUCAUCUUGGUAUGGGCUUCUCAAUAGCCCUCUCAUGUAGUGUCGUGUCCUACAGUUUCAAAUGUUUAAACCUUGAAAAGAAAUGCAGUAGAUUAGAAUGUUUUGUUCUAUCUGCACGAUCAGGCCCAACUGAAUCAUCUCAGGAAUUCUUCUUCGUUUUUUUCCCUUCUCAAAUUUUUUGAUUUCUCCUUAAUUUGUGCUACUGAAAUGUUGAGUUUGUCUGAAAUCGAUCAGGAAGGAGCAUGUACUGUCAUUCUUCAGUGAAGAAAAGAGAAUGAGUAGAGUUUUGAGAAUGAUUUUAC
Messenger RNA from Syzygium oleosum, 1545 nucleotides. RefSeq names its product dof zinc finger protein DOF2.1-like. The transcript has 2 exons. Bases 327 to 1283 code for a protein of 318 amino acids. The record is from RefSeq and is a predicted model, not a curated record. Lineage: Eukaryota; Viridiplantae; Streptophyta; Magnoliopsida; Myrtales; Myrtaceae. Gene Ontology annotation, molecular function: DNA-binding transcription factor activity; DNA binding. Gene Ontology annotation, biological process: regulation of DNA-templated transcription.